CCGCAAGGAGCAUGCACAGCGCGAUAAGCACGGGUCACGCCUCUGUAACUGAAAGCACGGUAGGUACGUGCGGAAUAACACGGUAAUCUGGACGCGUGUCCGCUGUAAGGGGCUGCGCGACCUCCUGGCCGGGUAUUCGGGUUCUGUGGAGCUGGAGAGAUGGCCUCGCUGGUUCUGUGCUCUGUGGGCCGGGCGCUGCGCCCCGCGGGCAGGCUGGGUAAUGCCUGUAAACUGGACCUGCAGGCGGUUCCGUGGAGGACGCGGACCGGCAGCACCAGGCACAUGUCAUCCGGGAGAGUCGCCGCCGGAACAGCUGGGAAGAGGCUGAUCUGGGCCACCGGUGGAGCGGCAGCGCUGGCGGGAGCUGCGGUGGCCGGGUUUAAUCAUCUUCAGCAGGCUGAGAUGGCCACCAGGACCGAGCUGGUAAAGGACGAGGAGGGAAACGUGGCGGAGCGGUGUAAGAAGUUCAUGUCUCCGCCGAUCACCCCCAUGGAGGUGCUGGAGAAGAGGAAAGAAGAGAUCAGCUCCAGGAUGGAGAUGCUGAUCAUGCAGACCCAGGCUGAGUUCUGCCGGGCGCUGGAGGAGGUGGACGGUGGGAAGUUCAAAGUGGAUCGCUGGAGCCUAGCAGAAGGUGGUGGUGGUAUCAGCUGUGUGAUGCAGGACAGUAACGUGUUUGAGAAGGCCGGCGUGAACGUGUCGGUGGUGCACGGAUACCUUACUGAGGAAGCAGCGAAGCAGAUGCGCAGCCGCGGAAAAGUGCUGAAAGGGAAAGAUGGGAAGCUGCCAUUCAUCGCCAUGGGCGUGAGCUCCGUCAUCCACCCCAAAAACCCCCACAUUCCCACAGUGCACUUCAACUACAGAUACUUCGAGAUCGAGGAGGAGGACGGUUCUAAGCAGUGGUGGUUUGGAGGAGGAACUGAUCUGACCCCCGUCUAUAUUGAUAAGGAGGAUGGAGCUCUGUUCCACAACGUCCUGCGAGAAGCGUGCGAUAAACACCAUCCCAAAUACUACCCUGACUUCAAGAAGUGGUGUGACCGGUACUUCUACAUCCGUCACCGUGGAGAGACGCGGGGGAUCGGUGGGAUCUUCUUUGAUGAUCUGGACUCUCCGAGUCAGGAGGAGGUGUUUAAGUUUGUGAAGAGCUGUGCUAAAACCGUGGUGCCCUGCUACCUGCCCAUCGUCCACAAACACCUCAAAGACUCCUUCACCCAGGAGGAGAAAGACUGGCAGCAGGUCCGACGCGGCAGGUAUGUGGAGUUUAACCUGGUGUAUGAUCGUGGUGUGAAGUUCGGUCUGGCUACUCCAGGGUCCAGAAUAGAGAGCAUCCUCAUGUCUCUACCACUUACAGCAAGGUGGGAGUACAUGCAUGAGCCCAGUAAAGGCACCAGGGAGGCGGAGAUGAUUGAGGUUUUACGCAACCCUAAAGAGUGGAUCUGAGAGACCAACACACUGCCAGAAACACUAGCCUUACCCAGCUGCUCUGAGGGCCAGUCAGGGAGCUUCUUUAGGUGGAGGAGUUCACCAGAUCCGUCCAGGUCCCGCCUUUUUUUUUUUUUUUUUUUUACUGAAAUCUGAUUAAUUUGUGAUAAAUCAUGAGCUUUGCUUUAUAACCAAUGCUGCUGCUGCUUCUCUCUCUGCCACCGGGUGGCGCUCUCUGUCUGUCCUGCUGUCUGUUUUCCUCUCUGGACGUGAGUGUUACCUGGCGACUGGAGUGUUACUGCUGUUUCUGGUUUCCGGGGGCGACUGUUGGUGUGUAUAUACUGUGUAGACUUCUUUACAUUUAACAAAAAACAAACAAUUCUUUAUUCUAACUUAUAUUUUUUCAUUCAUUAUUCAUUGGAAGUGCUCAAUCAUCCAUUACUUGUGGAUAUAUAUUUAUAUAUAUAGAUAUAGAUAUAUAUACACACACAUACACAUACACACAGCUCUGGAAAAAAAAAUAAGAGAUCACUUCACUUUCUCUGAUUUUGCUAUUUAUAGGUUUAUGUUUGAGUAAAAUGAUUGCUGUUUUAUUCUUUAAACUACAGACAACAUUUCUCCCAAAUAUCAAAUAAAAAUAUUGUAAUUUAGAGCAUUUAUUUGCAGAAAAUGAGAAAUGGCUGAAAUAACAAAAAGAUGCAGAGCUUUUAGAUCUCAAAUAAUGCAAGUAAAUCAAUAUUAGGAGGAAUAAUCACAGUUUUCAUGCAUCCUGGCAUGUUCUCCUCCACCAGUCUUACACACUGCUUUUGGAUAACUUUAUGCUUUACACUCCUGGUGCAAAAAUUCAAGCAGUUCAGCUUGGUUUGAUGGCUUGUGAUUGAACU
Astyanax mexicanus (Mexican tetra) is the source of this 2303-nucleotide messenger RNA. It is a transcript of the gene cpox, whose product is annotated as coproporphyrinogen oxidase. NCBI's taxonomy places the organism in Eukaryota, Metazoa, Chordata, Actinopteri, Characiformes, Acestrorhamphidae. The coding region runs from base 160 to 1437 and encodes 425 amino acids. Gene Ontology annotation, cellular component: mitochondrial intermembrane space; cytoplasm. The transcript is spliced from 8 exons. Gene Ontology annotation, molecular function: coproporphyrinogen oxidase activity. The record is from RefSeq and is a predicted model, not a curated record.